This is a messenger RNA of Poecile atricapillus (Black-capped chickadee), 2766 nucleotides long. RefSeq names its product mitochondrial carrier 1 (gene MTCH1). The record is from RefSeq and is a predicted model, not a curated record. Gene Ontology annotation, biological process: positive regulation of apoptotic process. Gene Ontology annotation, cellular component: membrane; mitochondrion. The transcript has 13 exons. The coding region runs from base 149 to 1297 and encodes 382 amino acids. NCBI's taxonomy places the organism in Eukaryota, Metazoa, Chordata, Aves, Passeriformes, Paridae.
CCGCCAUUGCCGCCCCUCACACCGGGCUCCCCCCGCCUCCCCGGAAUGGUUCCUCCCGCCGCGGUUCCUCCCGCCGUGGUUCCUCCCGCGCCCCCCGCCCCGUGGCGCAGUGGUAGCGGCCGGCGCGCGGCUCGGUGACGCGCGAGCCAUGGCGGCCAUGGCGGCGCUGCCCCGGGCGCCGCUGUCGCCGCCUGGCGGGGGCGCGGAGGACGCGGCGGGGCCUGAGGGCACCGAGGGGCUGUUCGUGCUUCUGGGCGCGGGGCUCGCCGCCGCCAGCCAUCCCCUGCUCUACGUCAAGCUGCUCGUGCAGGUUGGGCAUGAGCCACUACCUCCAACCAUUGGAAGAAAUGUACUGGGAAGGAAGGUCCUGUAUCUGCCCGGCUUCUUCACCUACGCCAGACACAUUGUGGAAGUGGAUGGGAAAAGAGGCCUCUUCCGUGGCCUGACUCCUCGCCUCAUCUCAAGCACUUUAUCAACCAUCACCAGGGGGAGUGUGAAGAAGGCUUUUCCACUGGAGGACAUGGAGCAUGUGUCUAACAAGGAUGAUAUGAAAACUUCGCUUAGGAAAGUGGUCAGAGAGACAUCCCAUGAGAUGAUGAUGCAGUGUGUGUCCCGGGUUGUCUCACACCCGCUGCACGGCUCAGGAAAGGCCCCAGUUUCUAAUGAGUCUUGCAGUGCUGAUGACCACACUGAGAGGAGCUGGAGAUGCUUGAUCUCCAUGCGCUGCAUGGUCCAGUUCGUAGGCCGGGAAGUCAAAUACAGCGGUGUGUUCAGUGCCAUUGGCAGGAUAUUUAAGGAAGAAGGGAUCCUGGGAUUCUUUGUGUACUGGGUUAGUCCCUCACAUCCUGGGGGAUGUCAUCUUCCUCUGGUGCUGCAACCUCCUGGCUCACUUCAUCAACACCUACGCAGUGGACGACAAUUUCAGCCAGGCGUCGGUGAUCCGGAGCUACACCAAGUUCGUGAUGGGGAUCGCUGUGAGCAUGCUGACGUACCCGUUCCUUCUCGUGGGAGAUCUCAUGGCAGUGAACAACUGUGGGUUGCGUGCAGGCCUCCCUCCCUAUGCUCCUGUCUUUGCAUCCUGGAUCCACUGCUGGAGGCACCUCAGUGCUCAGGGGCAGCUGUUCCGUGGCUCCAGCCUGCUGUUCCGCAGGGCGCCCGUCCCAGCCGCCUCCUUCCCCAUCGACUGACGCCUCGGCAGGGAGAGCUCAUCAACUCGGACUCCUCAAGAAACCCCAAGCUUGUUUCGAUAUCUGUAUAUUUCUAUUUUCUGAUCCAAAGUCCAUGGUGCCAGAACUGACACCUCCUCUCCAGCAAGGCCAGCAACAGACUUCUGGACAUCUGUCUUCAGGCUCCAGCUGGACCAAAGCUCCAUCCUCAUGGCUGUCUCGACUGGAAUGUGUAGCAGAGAGAGCAGAAAGGCCUUGUCCCUUUGGUCCAGGCUGUAUUCCUGGAGUUGCUGGGGAAGUCCAGGAAUACAGAAAAUGGCCAGGUACUAAAGGAGGCAGCCUUGAGUUGCAGGGACAAAAGACUGCUUUGUUCUGCCUGAGCUGGGAAGCAGCAGGAGAUCCAAGGUCACCUCCCUGGGAAAGUUAUGCCAGGUGACAGCCUCCUGCCUCAUCCUUUCUGGAGAGAGCACCUUUGCCUGGCGGGUAGCUCAUCCUGGGAAAGAUCAACCUGGCAUCCAUAUUGAAGGUUUGAGGGUGCCUGAACACCCAGGAGCAUCCCACCUCUAAUGGGCAUGAAGAGGAAAUUAUAGGAUCAAAACAGGGAAGGGAAGCAGAAUCCCACUGCAAAGAGCAGCAGAGUCCCGAUGAGACAGGUCCAGCCCAGCUCAGGGCAGCGAUGGGAUGUGGACACAGAGAGAGCCCUUGAGAAGGGACAUUCGCUGCCAGUGGUGCUGCCUGGGGCAGGAUUUCACUUGUGGAAUGGGCUGUGUUUAGGAUACGCCCAGCUGAGCUGUGGGCUGGGCAGGCAGCCUGCACACGCUCUCGGGGAGGCGGGUGCUGGGUUGGACUGGUCUGGCUGCACCAAGGGGCAUCUCCCAGGCAGCAGCAGCACCACGAGCCCUGCUGGGCUCCGGCUCCCGUUGCUGAUGAAACGGAGCCGUCAGGAUCUGAGAGCUGCACACAAAGGGCUCUCCUGCAGCAGGGGCAGCCAUCCAGGGCUGUCUGCAAUAAAGGGAUACACCUUGAGCUGGCCAAAGGCUGGCGAGGCAUCAGGGUCAAAGGCUCCUGGUGCUCAGUGGAGCACUGCUGGCUCUGUGUGUAGCAGAGCUCACCAGUGGCACCAGGGCAGGAUUGAUGCUCAGCUCUCCAGACAAGAGUUUCUUUGCACCAGUCUGUGCUGUGAUGGCAGCCAGGCAGAUUUCCCCCAUUUCAGUUCCCCACGAAGCAGUCUUUUGCACAGAGGUGAGGCUGCACUCCCUGGGAAGAGGUUUAGCAUUCCUUGAGCAGGUUCCCAUGUGCUGCAGCAGCAGCUGGGGUCACAUCUCAUCCUGGUCCUCUGGGGACCUGCCAUCACACGGGGUUUUUCUCCAUCAGGCAGGGUCGAUGCACACCCCCAGGCAGGGCUUGCAGGACAGUGGUGGUACGUGCUGGGACUGGCAGCCCCCACCCAGCUCCCUUCGGUGUCGUGAAGUCAGUCCUGUCUGUCCUCCCUCGCUCCCAGUUUGUGUUACAGUUAAAUAAUGCAUGGACCUGUUCCCUAACACCAGAGAUGAUUUCAAACAGGAUUUAAUUAUGCUCCAAAAUACAGUUAUAAAACAAC